Molecule: messenger RNA, 1668 nt
Organism: Drosophila willistoni
Lineage: Eukaryota; Metazoa; Arthropoda; Insecta; Diptera; Drosophilidae
Product: protein charybde
Exons: 4
Coding region: 66-1103 (345 amino acids)
Biological process (GO): regulation of TOR signaling; negative regulation of signal transduction; apoptotic process
Cellular component (GO): cytoplasm
Source: RefSeq, a predicted model, not a curated record
ACAAAAGGCAAAGGCAAAAGCAAAGGAAAGGAAGAAGAACAACUUUAAAAUCUAACGGCUCAUCUAUGAAGAUGGAAGUGCUCUCAGUACAAAAUCAUAUUCAGGGACAAUUUGGUGUCAAUAAAAUUAAAGACUGGACGAGUCCGUUAACCGCACCAGGAACAACGGGCGUUGGCGUUGCAUCACCGGCCCAUCCAGCAGCAGGAGCAGGAGCAACCGACGAGGAGGACGAAGAGGAGCACGAUCUAGAAUUGAAACUAGACGUGGUGGAUAGCAUUGGCAUCGUGGAUGUCGAUGUUGUUGAUGGUCAUCCCGCAUCAGUGCUACACAUGCGUCAGCAUCAGGCACUUGGUACACGGCACUCUGGACCGACGACGGGUCCGAUUCCUGUGCCACCAUCCAGUGUGACAGCAGCCAAAUCAUCAUCAUCCUCCUCAAUGGCGGCCAGUUUCGAUGUACUGAAUGGCGGUGGGGGUGGUGUUGGGAGCGGCGGUGCUGCCUAUCAUCAUCACCAUCAUCAUUUGCAUCAUGCCUAUAUGACCAAUGUGCUGUCCAGCACGGCAGCAAUGUCAGCUGUCAACAAUAACACCACCCCACCGUCAACGCCGGCAGCUGUUGCCUCCGCCGUAGUGUUGCCUGCUUCACCGCUGCAAUCGACGGCCGGUGCACGUUUCGGGGCCGCCGAUAACUUGGAUGAUGUUAGCGCCAUUGCUGUGGAGGAGCUAUCACAGCAGUUGCAGUGCAAAUUGCGUGACGCCAAGAGUCGUCAUUUGGCCUGCACUGAGGUAACACUACCAUAUGAUCUCACCCAGCGGAUUGCGGCCGAAAUUAUAAGGAUGUCGGAGCGUGAGCCAUGUGGCGAACGUGCCUGCACCAUUUUCAUUGAAUUUGAGAGUGAGCCCAACAAUGUUAGACGCAUUGCCUCCUUUAAGGUAGAUCCCGAUACGGUAUCAAUUUUUGAAUUGUAUUUAACAUUGAAACAGGACAAAAGCGGCUGGACCUCCUUGCUACCGCAAUUUCUCAAAAACCUUACACGCAGUAAUACCAUCAUUAUUAGUCCGGAUUUCACAUUAACCAAGAACAAGCUCUAUUCAUCAGAGUGAAAGCCAUCAAAGGACGGGACUCGGGACUUGUCGUAUUCUUUGGACUAUUGCUAAAUUCAAAAAACAAAAACCAACUCAAUCCCUCCGAACAGAAAACAAAGCAGCAACAGCAGCAGCAGCAAACCAGAAGAAUGCAGUAGCAAAUCAGUGCAAUGGACGACAUCCUGACUUCCCGGACCUCCCCAUCCACCACCAUCACCAGCACCUUCACUUCCUUCUCCAUUACACUUACUCUAAUCCUUCAAUUUCGUCAAAGGAAAACCAACCCAAGCAAUCCCUAAAUAGAGGCAAACUUUGGACCACUAAAAAGCAAACUCCUGCAAAUAAACAAAUCAACUCACAAAAGAAUAAGUAAAUAAUGAAGAAAAUACACACACACACACACACACACGAAGAGAAUUCAAAAGAGGAAUGAAUGAAGAAAGAAAGAAAGUAAGAAAAAAAAGAGAGAAAUGAAACAAUUAUUUUGAAACAAAUCAACUGCAGUUGCAGGCAACUCAAAACUCUUAUUGGACUGACUUUUUGGCUUAAACAAAAAAAAAAAAAAAAACAAAAAAGUAACUUU